This is a messenger RNA of Drosophila teissieri, 653 nucleotides long. RefSeq lists its product as uncharacterized. Bases 1 to 420 code for a protein of 139 amino acids. The record is from RefSeq and is a predicted model, not a curated record. The transcript is spliced from 3 exons. Lineage: Eukaryota; Metazoa; Arthropoda; Insecta; Diptera; Drosophilidae.
AUGGCUAUACCAACCUUAAAGAAGUGCUGCUGCCUUAAACUGAAGUGGGGAGCUCUCAUUGCCGCCUUGGUUGACUUUAUCUUAUCGGCCGGGACUCUUGCAGUUUUUGGUGAUUCCGAUGAGGUUAUGAAAUACAUCUGGUAUGCUUUCGCCUUGGUUCUCACUAUCCACAUAAUCUGCAUCAUUUUGGUUUUUGUUUCCCUUUGUGUGCCAAACAAAAAACUCGUCAUACCUUAUUUAAUAACUGGAAUAAUUCGCAUAAUACUGGAAAUCAUAUUUUUCAUAUUAGUGUGCAUAAAAAAGGGCGACGAUGUCCUGGUCCUGGUUUCCAUCAUAAUUGGCAUAGUUAUUUUAGUCAUCUUGUGGUUCGUUAUCUACUCAUGGUACAAGAUGCUUGGAGGCUCAGCGGACUCUGAGUGAUCUCAGACUACAGCAAUACCCGAUAUAAUACGAAAAUGAUGCCAAGGCCACAAAAGAACACUACUUAAAUCGCAAUUAGAAUGAAGUGUACCAUUAGGAAGUGCUGCUGCUGUGAGCUGAGAUGGGGAGCCCUGAUUAUCGCCCUUAUAGACAUGAUUGUGACUGCAGCAGUUGUUUUGAUGGCAGCAAGCUUGAUAUUAUGUAUAAAUAAAUUCUAAGUAAGCAAUUAAAAA